AUGACAGUAUCAUCCAACCCAAUUAUUAAUAUUAUAUAUAAUCACAAGGAUGAUGAAGAUGAUAUCAUAAAAGGGAAACAAGAUAAUAAUAUCAGUCAUAGUAAUAUUACAAUAGACAAUGAUCAAGUUUUUGAUGAUCAAGAACUUUUAGAUGAAUCAGAUUCAACAAUAAAUACUUCAUUUCAAUUAAAUAAAGAUGAAUUUAUAUUAUUGUUAAAAUGGACUUGGCCAAUAUUAGUAUCAAAUUUAUUAUUCUCUGUUGCCUAUAUAUUUAUUAAUUUGGUAUUUGUUGGACAUAUUGGAAAAAAUGAAUUUGCUGCAGUUGCUCUUGGAAAUACUUGGCAAUUUGCUACUUCUGCAUUAUCAAUUGGUACUUUAAAUGCUAUGGAUACUUUAAUUAGUCAAUCUUUUGGUGCUAAACAAUUUAAAUUAAUUGGAUUAACUGUUCAAAGAGCAAUUAUUGUAUCAAUAGUAUUUAAUACUUUACUAUCAAUUUUAUGGUGUUUUACUGGUAACAUUUUAAUAUUAAUUCGACAAGAUCCAGAGAUUGCAAUGAUAACUCAAAGCUAUACCAUCUAUAUGAUCCCUGGAUUAUGGUUUGGUUGUGGUUUAACCAUUUUACAAAAAUAUUUACAAACUCAAGGUAUUAUGAUACCAUGUAUUCUCAUUGGAAUAUUAUUUAAUUUAUUAAAUAUUGUAUUAAAUUAUUUAUUUAUAAAUAUAAUGGGAUUUGGAGUGAUUGGUAGUUCAAUGGCAACUAGUAUAGCAAAGACAUUUGGAUUUUUUGGAUUAUUGGGAUGGAUUUAUCAUUUUAAAUUACAUCAAUCCCCUAUUCAAACAUGGUUUGGAUUUGAUAAAGAAACAUUUUCAUUGGAUGGUUUGAAACAAUAUCUUUCAAUUGGUGUGCCAUCUGGAUUGCAAUUGGUAUUUGAAGGAUGGGGAUUUGAAAUUCUAACUUUAAUGGCUGGUUUAUUGAAUCCUGUUAGUUUAGAUGCUCACUCUAUUACAAUGAAUUUUAAUCUUUUAAAUUUCAUGUUACCAUUUUCUCUGUCAAUAGCUGUUUCAAUUCGAAUUGGACAAUUAUUGGGUGCUAAAAAGGUAGAAACUAUAAAGAAAUCUCUUCGAGUUGCAUUUAUCAUUACAACCAUCAUUAUCUUGAUUAGUUCAACAUUCCAAUACACAACAAGAAAUAUAAUUGGUAAAUUGUAUUCAAAAGAUAAAGAAGUGAUUCAUUUGGUAUCAGGUUUAAUUCCAUUAUCUGCACUUUCAAAAUUAUUUGAUGGAUAUCAAACAACAUGUCAAGGAAUUGUAAGAGGAGUUGGAAAGAAUUCAUUGGGAGCUAUUUUAAAUUUUGGAUCAUUUUAUUUAAUUGGAUUACCAUUGUCUGCUGCAUUUACAUUUAGUCAUAUGAUACCUCUUCUCUAUCAUACAGUCUAUGGAUUAUGGUGGGGACUAAAUAUUGGAUUAUUUAAUCGAUUGGAAUGA
Messenger RNA from Cavenderia fasciculata, 1485 nucleotides. RefSeq names its product multi antimicrobial extrusion family protein. Lineage: Eukaryota; Evosea; Eumycetozoa; Acytosteliales; Cavenderiaceae. Gene Ontology annotation, biological process: xenobiotic detoxification by transmembrane export across the plasma membrane. Gene Ontology annotation, molecular function: antiporter activity; xenobiotic transmembrane transporter activity. Gene Ontology annotation, cellular component: membrane. The coding region runs from base 1 to 1485 and encodes 494 amino acids. The record is from RefSeq and is a predicted model, not a curated record. The transcript is spliced from 6 exons.